Colletotrichum karsti is the source of this 5499-nucleotide messenger RNA. RefSeq lists its product as uncharacterized. Bases 1 to 5499 code for a protein of 1832 amino acids. Gene Ontology annotation, molecular function: oligopeptide transmembrane transporter activity. The transcript is spliced from 16 exons. Gene Ontology annotation, biological process: transmembrane transport. The record is from RefSeq and is a predicted model, not a curated record. Lineage: Eukaryota; Fungi; Ascomycota; Sordariomycetes; Glomerellales; Glomerellaceae.
AUGGGCACUCUCAACGAGAAGACGGGCGAUGCCAUCGAUGUCGUUACACCGACAGAGGUGAACCCCCAGAGGGAAAGCUUUGAUGAGAAGAUUUCCGUCGACGAGGUUGCGAGACAACUCAAUGCAACACCCGAGGAAGUCCUUGAAGCCAAGGAGUACUCCCGAGGCCUUUCCCUCCAAGAUGCCCGUGAAUCGGCGGAGCGACUCGUCUCCCAGCACGGCCUCGACCCAAACUUCCCCGCCGGCGCCCUCGAACGCCUCAAAGCCUUCCUCGCCAACAACGACAUCUUCGCCAACCCAGACUCCCACGCCCGCGAGAUCUCCGAAGCCAAAGUCGAAGUCUCGCUCCUGACGACGAACAGUCCGUACGCAGAAGUCCGCGCCGUCGUCGAUCCCCACGAUGACACCAGCAUGCCCGUGUCCACGAUCCGGGCUUGGGUGAUCGGUCUGUUCUUUGUGGUCUUCAUCGCUUUCAUCAACCAGCUCUUCAGCGUUCGGCAGCCCUCGAUUACGUUAAGAGCUGAGGUCGUGCAGUUGUUGGCGUAUCCGGUUGGUAAAGCUGCGGAGAAGUUCCUUCCUGAUGUUGGCUUUACGCUGUUUGGUGUGCGGCACAGUUUGAACCCGAGUCCUUUUAACAAGAAGGAGCAUAUGUUGAUCUCGAUUAUGGCGAGUGUUGGGAAGACGCUACCCAGUUCGAGAUAUAUCAUCUUCACCCAAUGGAUGGACCGUUACUUCGGCCAGAAGUACGCCAAGUCGUUCAGCUACCAAAUCCUUCUGGCUCUCUCCACGAACUUGAUGGGUUUCGGUUUGGCUGGUCUCUGCAGACGAUUCUUGGUAUACCCUUCCUUUUGCCUCUGGCCGGCAUCCUUGGUGACAAUCGCCCUCAACAGCUCCCUUCACAACGAGUCGAACCAUCCCGUCCCGGGCCCAUUCAACAAGAUCUACAACAUGUCCCGCUACCGCUUCUUCCUGGCCGCGUUCGCCUGCAUGUUCGUCUGGUUCUGGUUCCCGGACUACAUCUUCGGCGCCCUGUCCCUCUUCAACUGGGUCGCCUGGAUCGCGCCGGACAACUUCACCCUGACGGCGAUCACCGGCGUCCGCAAGGGUCUCGGCUUCAACCCGCUCCCGACCUUUGACUGGAACGUCGCGACGCACGUCGUCCAGCCCCUCGUCGUGCCCUUCCGCGUCACGUUCAACACCUUCAUCGGCGUUUUCAUCGGCGGUAUCACGAUCAUCGGGCUGUACUGGACGAAUGCGUAUAACACGGCCUAUCUCCCGAUCAACUCCAACCUGAUGUAUAACCACUUUGGCGGGUCGUAUAACGUCUCUCAGAUUCUGGACAGUCGAGGCUGGUUGGAUGAGGCCAAGUACCAGGCGUACUCGCCGGUUUAUUUGGCUGCUAGUAGUAUCACGAUGUACUACUACUUCUUCGCCGUCUAUGCUGCGACGAUCUCGUACGCGAUCCUCUACCAUCGUCAUGAUAUCGCUCUUGGCUUCAAGAGUCUGGUGCGGAGCUUCAAGAAAGAGGCUUCGCAGGAUUUCAAGGAUGUCCACACUCGCAUGAUGUCAAACUACCCCGAAGUUCCUGAAUGGUGGUACGCCGUUCUUAAUGUUCUUGCCAUCGCGUUUGGUGUCGCUGCUGUAGCCGCUUGGCCUACCGAGACAAGUGUGGGUGUCGUGUUCUUCGGCAUCGCCCUUGCUUUGGUUUUCGUUAUCCCGACCGGCAUCAUCUUUGCCACGACUGGGAUGGAAGUUGAGUUCAACGUCCUCGCCGAGUUCAUCGGCGGUGCAUGGGAACCGGGUAACGCACUUGCCAUGAAUUUCUUCAAGUGCUUCGGCUACGUCACCACAGCUCAUGCUCUGGAUUUCGCCAAUGACCUCAAGCUCGCGCAUUACCUGAAGAUCCCGCAGCGUCAUACCUUCGCUGCCCAGGUUGUCGCGGUUUUCGUGUCGGCCUUCGUGUGCACCGGUGUCAUGAACUUCCAAAUUGAAAAUAUACCCGACCUCUGUUCAACUAACCAAAAGGACCGCUUCUCCUGCCCCGGCGUCAACACGUACUUCACCGCAGCAGUCCUCUUCGGCAGCUUGGGCGCCCGCAAGGUCUUUGGCUCGGGCGGUAUCUACACUGCUCUGUUAUCUGCCUUCCCGGUCGGCUUCGCCAUCCCUAUUCUCUUCUACAUCUUCCAGAGGAGAUUCCCCCGUACGCACUGGGUGGCUAAGAUUCAUCCGGUCAUGAUUCUCAGCGGUGGUAUCAGCUGGUCUCCCUACAACAUCGCGUACAUGUGGCCGGCGGUGAUCCCAGGCUGGCUAAGCAUGGUGUACCUCCGCCAGCGAUACCUCGCGUUCUGGUCCAAGUACAACUACGUCCUGUCGGCUGCCUUCUCGACGGCGAUUGCCAUCGCUGCUGUCGUCAUCUUCUUUGCUGUCAGUUACCAUGGCUUCGAGGUGAACUGGUGGGGCAACGACUCGGAGAAGGGGUGCGAGGCGACAGCAUGCACGAGACUCAAGAUGCCCAAGGGCGAGUACUUCGCUGGAGAUGCCUUCGGAGACGAAACCAUGGACUUUUGGUCGCGCCUCCUAACGGGCACUCCGCUCGCCUCCUCGAACUCUCGCAAGGUCGACGCAAAGGACCCUACGAAACGCCUGCAUCGCUUCGAUAAGGAGUACAACCGCAUUUUGCAAAUCUGGAGAUCGUCCUCCAACCUCGCCAACGACGUCGACGCCGCCGAGACCCUCGAGAUCCGACUCCAAGAGCUCACGAAUAUCCUGACCGACGAGUCCCGCCGACCGCUGCCCCAUCCCUGCAUCCAGUACGCCGCGAAGAAACAAGUCUACGUGCCCAUUGGCAAAAUCGCAACCACCUCCUACAACGAGUGGAUCAUUAAGGAGGCUGUGCUUUUCUUCGCUACCCUCCUCGAGACGGAAGAGGAGGCUUUCGUCGAGAAUGUCAACUUCUCCGCCAGUCUGACGAAUCUGCUCGUUCGCAUCACGGGCGUCAACAGUGUCCGCCUGGGCUCCGAUACCGAGGCCAAGGUCGUCGAGCUGGCUUUUAACAUCACCACAAAGAUCCGCCUCAACCGAGAUAUCCUACACGCUUGGUUUAAGAGCCACCAUGAUGGUGCUCCUAGAGGUAGCGCCCAGGAUGACCAAGGCUCGUUCGCCGGCCGCACGCAGAGGCAGGACUUUCCGCUUUUCUACAUCUUGAUGGAUUACAUUCACCAUGAGGGCAAGGUGGGCGAUUUCGCGAGGACGGGAUUACUCUACAUCAUUGAGUCGGCAUCUAGCGACGAGUCGCUCGAGCAAUGGAUUGUCGAAAGUGACCUCUCCACACUCAUGGCUACCGGGUUGGGCGCGCUAUACAGCCAAUUGAGCCGGAAACUUGUCAUUGACUAUCCUACUAAUGGUCUCCCCGCGAUCCUCGCCUUCUCCGACUACGAGCGUCCGACGUCCACCUUCGAGAUCAUCAGCUCCUGCUCAGGCGACUUCUUGGGCCACCUCGAAACCUUCCUCUCCCAUCUCCUCUUCUGGCAGGACGUGCUGGAUCACUGCAAGUCGGUCGAGGUGAAGCAGACCCUCCUGGAGCAUUUUCAGGUCAUUUUCCUGCAGCAGCUCUUAUACCCUUCGUUGCUAGAGUCAUCCGAUAUUGACGGAGGCUCAUCCGUUGCUGUCCUCACCUACCUCCGCCGUAUCCUAGAAUCCCUCGACCACCCCGACAUGAUCAACCUGAUCCUCCACUACCUCCUCGGCCUACCUGACCACGUGUCCGCAGGUCCGUCUACUGGGCGCGCCUCCAUCAGUGCAGCCCGCAAGCGCAAGUCUAUGGAUCUUGCCACAAUGCUGGCACAGACGAAAUCUGACAUUACUGCGACGCCCCUCUUGUUCAACCUCGUUGAUCUUAUCCAGGCGUGCUUACGGUCUCACAACCAGCAGACCAUUCGUGUUACUCUUCAGCUAGUCUCGGCGAUCCUUAGAAGGCAUCACCGCUAUGCAGUGAGCACGCUCCUUCGCACCGAAGCGGUCAUCGGAGACAAGAUGCACCGCACCAUCGGUGCACAUGAGCAAGAGGUCGACUACAUCAUGAGUCUGGCAGGAUCGAUCGGUGGCCAGGAUAACUUUGACGAGAUAUAUGAAAAUGUCUUGAAGGAUACCAUGACCCGUCUCGAGAGUCACCCCUGUUCGCUCAAGCUCGUGGCCCCCAAGACCUCGAUCAACAACCAUGACUUACCCGCUAUUCCUGAUACACUCCCUGGAGCGCCACGCGACGUGCACGAGCACACGCUUCGCCCCGACGAUCCGCUGCUCACCUCAGUAUUGGACCUUCUUGAGACGUUCUUCAUGAAUGCGGUCGAUACAAACCUCUCACUCACCGAGGCCAUCUUGGAUCUGGCCAUCUGUGGAUACAUGUCGGUCGAGGGAUGGAUCUUGCGGAAUCCUCAAAAGUACACCUACGACGAGCAGCCGCCCAGCCCAACAUCCCCGGAUGCGUCAACGACCUCGUUCAGGCCUCCAACUGAUCCGGACUCUACUACGUCCGCGGAGCAGCAGACUCUUGAAGCACUGGACAGCUGUCGUCGCCGCCCCAUAUGGGUACAGUCGUCCCUGCCUCGCAUGCUCGUGAUCCUGCAGCAACUUUCCGACCAGGUUGCCAAGUACCGCGAGACGGUUCCCCGCUUCGAGGACUUGCUCCAAAGCCGGAGAGAGGCGUUCCAAACUGCCGAUAACCGGCCCACGCCGCCGCCUUUGCCGCCUCGCAAGCCAACUCCGUCAAGACACAGAUCAGCGCAUACCCCGGAACGCUCGAGUAUGGACGACGCACGCAGUGGGUCUCCAGCGCGUCCAUCAGGUCUGGAACGUUUUGCACAACGCCUGGUAUCGGAGCUGAGCACCCCCAGCCGCUCUGGAAGCUCCAGAGGAAGAAAAAAUAGCCGGGGCUCCGGUUCUAGCAGCCCGGCUCCUGGCAGUCUAUCUGGCGGGUAUGGAUUGUCUACCCCGACAUCUCGUCCCCUGCCCCCACCAAAAGACACGCCCUACGACAACCCCCCGAGAAGUGUGACGGACGAGGGUGGUUCGUCGCAUGGGCCUAGAGACCCCGUGGCUAGCCAGGCGGCCGCAUUUGCCGCCAUCGAUCAGAGCAUCCUUGCGCGUAAAGUUGGUAUUCCUGGCAAGGUCGAGCCCAUCCCGCUGGAUCUCGGGAAGAAGAAGCCGACUCUUCACAUGCCGCCUCCUAAAGACGACGAGGAAACUGAAGGAGGGGAAGCCAGUGAGCAGACCGGCGAAGAGGGAGGUGAGCCGGAAGCCCAAGAAGUCCAAGAAGCCCAGCCAGAGCCAAGCGGUGAUGAUACCGCCGACGUCAAGCAGCCGGAGGAGCAGAAGCCGGAGCGUACGGCAUCGGUCUCCCAUGUCCUCACCAACGUCAUUAUACUUCAAUCGUUCUUGUUUGAGCUGGCCGCCCUGAUCCAGGUGCGGGCAGGGCUCUUCACCGAAGUUCGCUACGCUUAA